AUGGGUUUCAGAACAACCUCAGUGACAUCCGACGCUGUCAAUGAUAUCGAAGACCUUCGGAAAAAGAUUCACGCAGAGUAUGACCACACGCAACCUCCAGGAACGGACGUUCUCGCCCGCGUUGCGGCAGGUCAAUUGAGAAUCUACGCGAACAGAGCGGCGUAUGACGCCAUGAAGGAGCCUUUGGAAGAGGAUUUGCUGAUCGGUACGCUUGGCGGAUCGAAGAAAAACGCGCUCAUCGUGGAAGUGCCACAGGAGCAUCAAGUGCUGCCAGACGAAAAAAAGGCAGCGAACGGAAGCCGUCGAUCCUCGUCAUUUGAAUGA
Molecule: messenger RNA, 324 nt
Organism: Phytophthora nicotianae INRA-310
Lineage: Eukaryota; Oomycota; Peronosporomycetes; Peronosporales; Peronosporaceae
Exons: 1
Coding region: 1-324 (107 amino acids)
Source: RefSeq, a predicted model, not a curated record